AUGGAGACUACCACAAAGUCCAAUGGUGAUGCCAAUAAGACCCCUGAUAAGAUCCCUGUUGCUGCUCACCCUCUAGCAGAAGAUCCAACAGAUAUUGCAUCCAAUAUCAAGUAUCAUUCUCAAUACAGUCCACAUUUUUCUCCUAUCAAAUUUGAGCCUGAGCAAGCAUACUAUGCAGCUGCAGAAAGUGUUCGUGAUCGCCUGAUACAACAAUGGAAUGAGACUUAUCUUCAUUAUCACAAAGUUGAUCCAAAGCAAACAUACUACUUAUCCAUGGAGUUUCUUCAAGGGCGAGCAUUGACUAAUGCCAUUGGGAAUCUUGAUAUUCAAGAUGCAUAUUCCAGUGCUUUGAACAAACUGGGACAUGAACUUGAAGAAAUAACUGAGCAGGAGAAAGAUAUGGCACUUGGGAAUGGUGGUUUAGGGAGACUUGCAUCUUGCUUUUUGGACUCCAUGGCAACUUUAAACCUACCAGCAUGGGGGUAUGGUUUAAGGUACAGGUAUGGCCUCUUCAAACAGAGCAUUUCUAAAUCAGGGCAAGAAGAAAUGGCAGAAGAUUGGCUCGAGAAGUUUAGUCCUUGGGAAGUUGUCAGGCAUGAUGUUGUGUUUCCUGUCAGAUUCUUUGGUCGUGUUGAAGUCCUCCCCACAGGAUCCCGAAAAUGGGUUGAUGGAGAGGUUCUACAAGCCCUAGCAUAUGACAUCCCAAUUCCUGGAUACAAAACUAAAAACACAAAUAGUCUUCGCCUUUGGGAGGCCAAAGCAAGUGCUCAGGACUUCAACUUGUUUCAGUUUAAUGAUGGACAAUAUCAGUCUGCUGCUGAGCUACAUGCUAGAGCUCAACAGAUUUGUGCUGUUCUUUAUCCUGGAGAUGCUACAGAAGAAGGAAAACUUCUUCGACUAAAGCAACAAUUUUUCCUAUGCAGUGCAUCACUGCAGGACAUUAUUUCAAGAUUCAAGGAAAGAAAAGAAGGAAGAAAACGGGAGUGGUCAGAGUUUCCUACAAAGGUUGCAGUGCAACUGAAUGACACACAUCCUACUCUUGCAAUACCAGAACUUAUGAGAUUGUUGAUGGAUGAAGAAGGGCUAGGCUGGGAUGAAGCCUGGGAUGUGACUUCAAGGUCAAUUGCUUAUACAAAUCACACUGUUCUUCCUGAGGCAUUGGAGAAAUGGUCACAAGUUGUGAUGUCAAAGCUUCUUCCUCGCCACAUGGAAAUUAUAGAAGAAAUUGACAAACGGUUUAUUGCGAUGAUAAAGUCAACACGUCCUGACCUUGAGAGUAAGAUUUCUGAUAUGCGGAUUUUGGAUCAUAACCCUAAUAAGCCGGUUGUCCGCAUGGCAAACUUGUGUGUGGUUUCUGGGCAUACGGUUAAUGGUGUAGCACAAUUGCACAGUGACAUCUUAAAGGCAGAGUUAUUUGCAGAUUAUGUGUCAAUAUGGCCAAACAAGUUCCAAAAUAAGACCAAUGGCAUUACUCCUAGACGUUGGCUCAGAUUUUGUAGUCCUGAACUUAGUCAGAUCAUAACAAAAUGGUUAAAAACAGACAACUGGGUCACCAACCUAGACCUACUUGUGGGUCUGCGGGAGUUUGCUGACAAUCCAGAACUUCAAGCUGAAUGGGAGUCAGCCAAGAUGGCCAACAAACAGAGAUUAGCACAGUACAUACUGAAAGUAACAGGCGAAACAAUUGACCCAAAUACCCUUUUCGAUAUUCAAGUGAAGCGCAUCCAUGAAUAUAAAAGACAGCUGUUGAAUAUCUUGGGUGCUGUUUAUAGGUACAAGAAACUAAAGGAAAUGAGCCCUGAAGAGCGAAAAGCCACAACACCAAGGACAAUCAUGAUUGGAGGGAAAGCAUUUGCAACAUAUACAAAUGCUAAAAGAAUAGUCAAACUUGUGGAUGAUGUUGGUGCUGUUGUGAACACCGAUCCUGAAGUUAAUGAAUACUUGAAGGUGGUUUUUGUGCCUAAUUACAAUGUAUCUGUGGCGGAGGUACUUAUACCAGGAAGUACAUUAGAUGGGGCUAAUGUUGAAAUCAGGGAGGAAGUUGGAGAGGACAAUUUUUUCCUUUUUGGAGCAACAGCAGAUGAAGUUCCCAAGCUCAGGAAAGACCGAGAAAAUGGACUGUUUAAACCGGAUCCUCGAUACGAAGAGGCUAAAGAGUUCAUAAGAUCAAAGGCGUUUGGAAACUAUGACUACAACCCACUUCUUGAUUCUCUAGAAGGGAACUCUGGGUAUGGGCGUGGGGAUUACUUUCUUGUUGGACAUGACUUCCCAACCUACAUAGACAUUCAAGCUAAAGUGGAUGAAGCAUAUAAGGAUAGGAAAAGAUGGAUAAAGAUGUCGAUUUUGAGCACAGCUGGCAGUGGGAAGUUUAGUAGUGACAGAACUAUCUCUCAAUAUGCAAAGGAGAUUUGGAACAUACACGAAUGCCCUGUGCCAUAAUAAUAAUAAUUGCAUAGUUCCAGCCUCCACCUCAAGUGGUAACAUAUUUUAGCUACUUUUUAGAAAGAAUAGUGGCAAAGAAAGAUGGUUGGAUAUAAUAAAUAAGUUUCGUUUCAUGUUUAUAAUGUUUAUUAUGUAUUAUGUAUUUUCCUAUAUUAUGUAAAUCAAGCACUUGGUAUGCCUAUAAGAGACCGAAUUUGUUUGCAUUUAUUACCCCCUUGAUCUUUUUAUUUAGA
Molecule: messenger RNA, 2675 nt
Organism: Lactuca saligna
Lineage: Eukaryota; Viridiplantae; Streptophyta; Magnoliopsida; Asterales; Asteraceae
Source: the annotation of a GenBank genome assembly